Messenger RNA from Haliotis rufescens (red abalone), 1436 nucleotides. RefSeq names its product methionine aminopeptidase 1D, mitochondrial-like. Bases 194 to 1300 code for a protein of 368 amino acids. Gene Ontology annotation, molecular function: metalloaminopeptidase activity. The record is from RefSeq and is a predicted model, not a curated record. Gene Ontology annotation, biological process: proteolysis. NCBI's taxonomy places the organism in Eukaryota, Metazoa, Mollusca, Gastropoda, Lepetellida, Haliotidae. The transcript has 6 exons.
ACCACUUAGAAGUCAUCUGAGGGCAGCAGAGUCCGCGCAGAGAAGUUGAGAAAUGUUGAGCCAAGCUCGCUACCAGAUCUGCGAUUUUUAAGUAUCCAUUUAGUGUAAACGAAAUACCUUUUAAAAUAAGACAUACAUAUCUGGUAUUGAUUAUAACAGUCAUGUCACACUGAGCUGUGUUUCAUUUCAAACCAUGUCCAGUAAGAGAUGCGUGUUGACGAUGAUGAUCAGACAUACAAAUGUGACAAUGUGUUCGAAGUUUAAGAUAGGCCAGGUAAAGAGACAUAUGUCAUCCGGUGCUCUGCAGUUACAGGGGAUACAAUCAUGCCUCACCAACUCUGAUAUUCAUAGAGGCUGUCAAAGAAGACAGUUCAGUUUGCAAAGAUCACACAACCCUUCCGAUAUAAUUAAAACAGGUCCUCCAUUACUACACAGAAAUUGUGUCCGCACACUGUACAGCCUAGUGCAGCCCCAGAAAGUAAGCAGUGUCAGCCAUGUUCCUGAGCACAUCAAGAGGCCUAUGUAUGUACAGACAGGGAGUGUUCCUGCGGCCAGCAAGCCGAUUCCUCUGAAGACCCAGACACAGGUAGAGGGGAUGAAGGCUGCAUGCUCCCUCGCUAGCAGCAUCCUCGCUAAGGCUGGAGAAGCCAUCCGGGUGGGUGUGACAACAGAUGAAAUUGACCAACUUGUCCACAGACUGGCAAUAGAGAACAGUGCAUAUCCAUCUCCGCUGUUGUACAAGGGCUUUCCCAAGUCUGUGUGUACCUCCGUCAACAACGUGGCUUGUCAUGGCAUCCCCGACAGCAGGCCCCUGAUGGACGGAGACAUCAUCAACGUUGAUGUGACAGUAUACUUGAAUGGUUACCAUGGUGACUGUUCCAACACAUAUCUAGUUGGUAACGUUGACAAGGGAGGUCAGCUGUUGGUUGAUGUUGCAAGGCGUUGCCGAGAUGCUGGGGUUGCUGUUUGUAAACCGGGUAUCCGAUUCUGUGAAAUUGGCAAUGCAAUCAGUUCUGCUGCUCACAGCGCUGGAUUCUCUGUGAUUCCUGAAUUCUGCGGACAUGGAAUAGGAGAAAACUUCCAUGAAAAGCCGGAUAUCCUCCACUUCGAGCAUCAUGACAAUGCUGUCAUGGCACCUAGGAUGACCUUCACUGUAGAGCCAAUUAUUUGUUCGGGGCAACCUGACUUCCGUAUCUUGGAGGAUGGGUGGACGGCCGUGACACUGGACAGCUGCCGGUCAGCCCAGUUUGAACACACAGUCCUGAUCACAGAGGAUGGAGCCCAGAUCCUAACACUGUGAUUACCAUCUGUUAUCACACACAUAACUAUGUGAUGUCUCGGGAAGGGGGAGGCGGUAUAUAACGAACCAGGUGACAGCGGGAGAGAGAAAGACAACGUGCAGCAUCCAGAUGGAUUGAACACACUUUCACCACAUG